CAGAUUACUUCGCCGAUUAGGAAGACACGAAAAUAUUACAGAAUACCAUGGCGUUUAUCUGACACGUGACCGCUAUUACUUUGCCAUUGUGAUGGAACUGUUACCGUACGGAGAGCUUUUAGAUGUGCUUGCGCAUGCCAUGGCGAGCAACUAUGGCGAGCCCCAAGUAGCGAUUAUCUUCCGGCAGGUGGCAUCGGCCGUUGAUCACUGUCACCGCAAUGGCGUUGUGCACGCAGACCUCAAACUAGAGAACAUCUUCUGCCUCUCAGCCAAUGUCAAGACGGUCGAGGCCCUUAAAAACGCCACACUCAAACUAGGUGACUUUGGUGCAGCCAUUGAGUUGGAAGAGGGUAAAUUUGCCACAGGUGGUGUGGGCACAUUCAAUUACAUGCCACCUGAGCGCCUACUACAGCAGGGAUUUACGGAGAAGGCCGAUGUUUGGGGGCUGGGUGUGCUGUUAUAUGCGUUGAUUGCUGGACGCCUGCCAUUUCCUGGCCAAGAUCGACAGACAGUACUACACUGGGUCAAACAAGGGCCCGACAUGUCGCUGGACGAGUUUGCGGCAGUUUCUCCCUUAGCAGUAGAGCUGAUCCGUAAGAUGCUUCAUCCCGACCCCAACCAACGACCAUCCGUUGCGCAUGUGCUCGAGAACAAGUGGAUGAUGGGCAACGUGCAGCAGACUGCCGUGUUGGGAAAGACGCUCACGUCACUGAGGCGACAGAACAUGGCUAGGAAGUUCCGGGCAGCCACACGUCUGCUCAUGGCAGGUGGUCGAGUGGUGCGCAUUGCGCGGGCGAUGAAAGCGGAGGAGCUUAUGAUGGAUAUGGCAGGCUACGACAUACACCCCCAAGACAUCCUCAGCCUUAGCGCUGCCUUCUUUGCUGCCACCGGAGGGGGCCUGUACGUGGAGAAGAAGGUGUUUGGCCAAGUGAUGGCCACAGUACUGCAGAUGCACGACUAUGAAUUGGUCGAUGCCGUUUACGAUGCGUAUUGGGAGUGUGAGCGCCAUCAGGCUGCCAUCUCCGACCUCUCGGACACAGUACGCAACAAUGCUAGUAUCCUUAUCCAGCGAAGGCGCACCCUCUCAUACCUGGGAAAGUCUGGUAUGCACACCCAGAGCGACGGCAACCUGGUCAAAAACCGCCGGAACGACAACUCAGACGAAGUCAUUACCAACGACGCAACAGACAGUGUUUAUCCUGACAGUCAGUCACUCGGCUCAGAUGUCCUGGUUGUGGAAGAGGACUGGGAGGUGCCGUUGGGCGAGGGCCGAGACGCCACGCUUGUGGCCCAACACGUGGGGCCUCCCCGGCAGGGGAUCUGUUUGGACUGUGCCGAAGGGGAUAGACACUGUACGACACACACACAGACGCACGGGACUAUGGAGAUGGCGGAGGUGUCUACGCAGACGGCACCAGGCAAACUGGCUGACGCGCUGUGCUCCUGUGUGGACAAGGCAGCGUGUGUGUGCAAGGAGGUUGAGAAGGUGACCAAACAGGCGUGUGCAAAGGGCAAAAGUAAGGGUCUGGCCAUGGGCGCUACCAUGACCAUGCCUGAGCCCAAACGGUUUGAGGCGUUCGAUUCCGGAGAUGUUGCGGCCCCCAGGCAACAGGUAAAUGCUGACACGUUUGACACCAGUGACACCAAUGCGCAUUAUGAGACUCGUGACACUUUUGGCGCUAAUGACACUAUUGACACCAGUGAUGUGCGUGGCACCAGUGCGAGUGCAAGUGCGAGUGCGAGUAUUGAUGUGAGUCCAUGUGUAGAAGACACCACUCCCCUCCGCAACAACCCUAACAGCGCUGCACACACGCACCCCGACACCCACGACACGAAGGUGGCGCAAAGCAACAACACCAAUAGUCACGAUAUGCAACACAGUAGCAACCCAGCGAACUAUAGCAGCCAGAGUGUCAUCAGAGACACAGCCCCCGAGAAGGACGCCAGGGCGCAUGUGCUGGCAGCACCCACCAACCACGUCAGAAGCAAAGGCGACCCGUACACGCACGGACUCACCCACAGACACAACCCCAGGAACAAGCACUACACAGCCCCUACACACCGAGGCACUACCACACCCACGGCACACAGGUCUAUCAGCACACCAGACUUACACCACACACCCACACAACACCACACACCCAACACACACGUCAUACCCAGAGCAUCUACUAGUGCCCUCAACUCCGCCUUUGGCAUGCGCAAGCGCUGUGGGAGUCUGCGGUGGAGCAGGUCCAGUGAGCCGUUGAUCAGCCUGGACGAUAUAAGCGAAGGGGAUAGCGGGCGCAGCACAGACACAGUCGUUAGCCGCAGCGCAGCGGAUGGCGGGGGUAGGCGGAGGAGCUCAGGCACACACAGCGGUAGGGAUACUCCCACACGCAGGAACGUGCUACGGCAGAUGCUAGAUAGGGAGGGGGAGAUGUACCGGACAGGCAGCAGUGAUAUCUGUUUUAGCAGCGGGGCGGAGGAUGGUAACGACACGGACACCAGCAGCAUAGGCAGUUACCAUAGCAACGACGAGGGCGCGCACCCCCAGAGCCGGAGCGACUCGGUGGGGAGAAAGCUGAAGCAGUUGCCAUCGGCGUUGCGUACUGUCACCAAGAAGACGCCCACGCACCCACAUAACGCCUCAGAAGGACAUACGAUAGCCGUCGGUAUCAUCAGUGGAUCCUCGGCUGUCGAUGCCAUGGAUUGUGAAGCGGCACUCUCGUUAGUAGAUGCGUACAGCCACGAACGCCCCAGCGCACGGGACCAUACACGCACACACCCAAACAAACGCACCCGUUGUACCGAGCAUGCAGACACGGACGACGGUGGUAAGGCAAUGGACCAUGGAGACAGGGGGGCUUUCUCGGGGGCCAAUGACACUGAUGACGAGAGUUGUGUGUACAGUACAGAUGACAGCCUGUCAGGCGACGACGGCAGCGUGUCAGAUAUCUUUGGCAGCGAGCUCGACAUGUCGUACGCGGAUGACGCGUCUGUGUCGGAUAUGUCUGUCAGGGCGUCGGAUUUGUCGGAUAGAGUGUCGGAGAUGGGUGAUAGUGAGUCAGUGACACAGACCCGACCGCACAUCACACACACACACACACAUGUACUGCCACGGACAGCUAACGAAACACAACAGCACCCAGACACCGAGACACUCGGGCAAAUCCCACUGCCAUCUGACUCAAGCACACAGACCAACACCCCACCACCCCACACACACACCACCCCAUCCGCCACCACGCACACCAGGGUGUCUGAACGCACGGAUUCGCAGGCUUCUGUGCACGCAGAGACGACAACCUCAGCGCUUACGCCGUCGCAUACACCGGCAAUGAAGAAGGGCCGUGUGCCCGCUCGCAGUGUGGGGUUUGUGGCCACAGUCGCUGCGCACGACAGUGAGCUCGACGCGCACACCGUCGCUGUGGACGAACACCCGUACCGCUUUCUCCACAGCACCAACAGCACGAACACUCACACCACCGCAUCCGCCCACGCACACUCUCCCGGCACGCUUUCCGACACUCUGUUUCCGUAUAUGGGUGCGGUGGGAGGGGCGUGUGUGUAUGGUGUUCACGGGGCAUCUGUGUGUGUGUUGUUUCUGCUGGGGUGGGCUGUGUAUCUGGCUGUGGAGUACGGAGAGGUGUUCGGCUCGUCUUUAGGGCCGCAGCGCAAGCAACGUCGCACGCGUCGAGGCAGCAAGAAGGGUUUGGGGGUGUCGGAUGGCACUAUCAAUAGAUCGACGGUUUCUAAAAAUAGAUUGGUUGGUGGCACGCAGACGACUACUGGAAUACACCCGAGUGACUGUGUGCGUGGGGAGGGCGACGCACGCCGUCACCCAACUGCUCGCACACCAAGCACGUCCACGCACACUGACACAACUCUGCCACCCUCCACACCCACGCACACGCACACGCGCACGCGCACGACUGCACAGAAUGAUCCGACCGAGCCCUCUGGCGCCACCAAGAAAGAGAAGCCGGUUAUAGGCAUGUGCAACACCACCGACGCGCAGAAGGGCUUUGCUAACCGCAACCUCACACAUAUUGUGACAAAGAUGUUGGGUGCAGGGGGCAGCCACGAGACACACAGGCCGCCCGAAGCCAUGCACACACCUCCGGAAGUACGGGUGAACCGCAUGAGCGCCCCCAAUUCCAAGCGAGUGGGUGUGGACGAGCCAGGCCCGUCGAACCUGGGCUAUGGAGACGGUCGCCAUGGCAACUGCACGGGUAGCGCGGAGAUGGAAGGAGCGGUUGCAGGUGCGGAUGCCCAGACCCGCCGACUCACUCCGCUGCCGGAGAAGGACAACGACGACACGAACAAAGGCACGGCCAGUCGGAAGACCAGUGGCAUGGGCCCACUCAAGAGCAUACGCCCCUCGGCCAUGAGCAGACCCUCGGACGCUACGGUGCAGCAACGCCGCCAGACCCUCAUGCACGACCAAGUCAAGUGCAUCAACCACCUCAACUUCCUUCUGAGCAUCAGCGGCAAGCUGGACCUGCCCGUGCCCGUUAUGGCGCAGUUGUGCUUUGAUCUCGUCGACCGUGACCACACGCUGUUUAUUGACAAGCGCGAGUUCCGCGUGUUCAUUGAGAGUGUUCUGAUGAUUGUGGUGGCGGGCGACGUGGUGGACUUUGACGUCGUCGUGGACCGUGAGUUUGAGACGUGCGACAAAAGCGGCGACGGGCUGAUCAGCGUGUCGGAGUUUGUCAGCGCCAGCAGCCGCAGCACGCUGCUGAAGCGCUACCAGGACGCCCUAGCGCGCAUGUGGCUCACGAGAAACGAGUUGUUUAACUCGGAGCUGGAGACCCUACACCAGUCCGCUCAGGGCUGGGUGUCACUCAAUUUUGGGGCUCAGGGCGGAGGUGGACUGAUGAUGACCACAGGCCCAUGGAACAAGCGAUACAUCGCAUUGCACGACAGACGCUAUCUGAGUGUGUGGAAGAAGUACGAGGACUUUGCCUCGGGAGUUCUAGGAGAUAGGGUGUACGAGCUAUCGCCCGAGCACGUUGCCAUGACGAUGUUCAUCCCAGUGGUGUUGCCGAACUACGGCGACUAUAAGGUACAGGCGGGGCGUAUCAAGACGCGCCCCCGCAUCAAGCUGGCGUUCUCCGAUGGGGACUGUCUGAUUCUGCAGGCCAAGAGUCAACGCGUGAUGAAUAUGUGGGAGGACCUUCUGAUAGAGACAGGAAUCUCCCACUGGCGGAAACAAACGGUGAUUUAG
Molecule: messenger RNA, 5209 nt
Organism: Sphaeroforma arctica JP610
Lineage: Eukaryota; Ichthyosporea; Ichthyophonida
Product: CAMK/CDPK protein kinase
Exons: 7
Coding region: 92-5209 (1705 amino acids)
Biological process (GO): regulation of cytokinesis; protein phosphorylation; mitotic spindle organization
Cellular component (GO): spindle pole centrosome; spindle microtubule; spindle midzone
Molecular function (GO): ATP binding; calcium ion binding; protein kinase activity
Source: RefSeq, a predicted model, not a curated record